AUGGCAGCUGGCGAAGACAAGCGGGUGCUGCCGCGGCUCCCCGACCUCUUCGAAACCGGCAGGCAGCUGCUGGAAGAAGUGGAAGCAGCGACCGAACCCACCGGCUCCCGGCUAGUCCAGGACAAGGUGUCCAAGGGACUGGACCUUCUUCAGAAGGCUGCCGAAAUGUUAUCGCAGCUCGACUUGUUCAGCCGAAAUGAGGACUUGGACGAGAUUGCUUCCACAGACCUGAGGUACCUGAUGGUGCCAGCGUUUCAAGGAGCUCUCACCAUGAGGCAAGUCGACCCCAGCAAACGUCUAGAUCAUUUGCAGCUAGCUCGAGAACACUUUAUAAACUUCUUAACUCAGUGCCAUUACUAUCACGUGGCAGAGUUUGAGCUGCCCCAAACCAAGAGCAACUCCGCUGAGAAUAACCCUGCUGGUUCCUCCGUCGCCUGUCCUAGCCUCGUUGGUAUGGCAUCUCAAAGACAGGCUAAAAUAGAGAGAUACAGGCAGAAGAAGGAGGUGGAGCAGAGGUUGUCUGCACUGAAAUCUGCUGUGGAAAUUGGUCGAGCAGAUGAUGAGUGUGUUCGAGAAUAUUACCUCCUUUACCUCCGGAGGUGGAUUAGUAUCUGCAUUGAAGAGAUUGAGAGCAUUGACCAGGAAAUAAUGAUCCUGAGAGAAAAAGAUUCUUCAAAAGAGGCAUCAACUUCUCACUCAUCUCUCCAGGAGAGGCCUCCAGUGAAACCCUUUAUUCUCACUCGAAACAGGGCUCAAGCCAAAGUAUUUGGAGCUGGUUAUCCAAGCCUGGCAUCCAUGACAGUGAGUGACUGGUAUGAUCAGCAUCAGAAAUGUGGAGCAUUACCGGAUCAGGGAACAGCCAUGACAACAUCAGAGUUCGGAAGAGCAGCCCAGCAACAGGAAGAACAAGAACAAAAGGAAGAAGACGAUGAUGACCAAACACUCCACAGAGCUCGGGAAUGGGACGACUGGAAGGACACCCAUCCAAGGGGCUACGGCAACCGACAAAACAUGGGAUAA
Molecule: messenger RNA, 1020 nt
Organism: Nycticebus coucang (slow loris)
Lineage: Eukaryota; Metazoa; Chordata; Mammalia; Primates; Lorisidae
Product: immunoglobulin-binding protein 1-like
Exons: 1
Coding region: 1-1020 (339 amino acids)
Biological process (GO): regulation of dephosphorylation; regulation of signal transduction
Cellular component (GO): cytosol
Molecular function (GO): protein phosphatase 2A binding
Source: RefSeq, a predicted model, not a curated record